GAAUGGAGCACUCCGUCAUCCUAGAAACUGAGCCCUGGGGACUAGGACUUGAUGAAAUACUGCUUCCGGAGUACUUAGCCCCUCUGGGCUACACACGUCAUAUCGUCGGCAAAUGGCACCUUGGGUUUUUUCAAAAAGAGUACACGCCCACGUACCGCGGAUUUCAGACCCACUUUGGCUACUGGUCUGGGAAGCACGACUACUGGUCACAUUUCUCUGAAAAAUACAUCUCGAACAAUUUUUUCAUGACUGGUCUCGACAUGCGGCUGAACAUGGAACCAGCUCACAAUACAACUGGACGUUACACCACUGAUCUUUUGACAGAAGCAGCUACUUUGAUCAUUCAACAUCACAAGGUGGACGAAUCCCCGUUGUUCUUGUACUUGUCGCACUUGGCUGUUCAUUCAGCAAACAAGGAGCAACCCCUGCAAGCUCCCAAAGAAGUUGUGGACCAAUUUUCUCACAUAAAAGAUGAAAAACGUCGAACAUACGCUGCCAUGGUUGCAAAAUUGGACGAAUCAGUUGGAAGGGUUGUAGAGGCCUUGGCGCAAAAGAACAUGCUCAACAACACAAUCCUGAUUUUUUCGACGGACAAUGGCGGAGCAGCUGCGGGAUUCAACUACAACGCUGGGUCCAACUGGCCUUUACGCGGGGUAUAUCAGACAAAUGUCAACAGAAAAUACACUAUGUUCCAGGUUAAGAAUACGCGCUGGGAAGGAGGUGUAAAGGGAGUAGGCUUCAUUUGGAGCCCGCUGCUCAAAGUGCAUGGCGUCAGAUCCGACAAAAUGAUGCACAUUGUUGACUGGCUGCCAACCUUACUUUCUGCCGCAGGCGUCAAACGGUCUGACCUUCCGCCAGAUUUGGACGGUAUCAGUAUGUGGGAAUCUUUCUUAGAAGAGCCCAAUUCUGACCAUUUGCCACGAUCAGAAAUGCUCAUCUCACACGAUCCGCUUUAUGGAGUUUCCGUAUACAGAUACGGUUAUUGGAAAAUCUUGAAUGAUCAACUUCGACUUCAUCCAGGCAGGAGCAGGGACGCGGAAAACCAACAGUGCCCGCCGCUCCGCUUCGCUGGGCGGAAAUAUCCUUUCGGUUGCCGGAACGCGAGCUUACAAAGACCAGCGUCUGCCCGUCGUCAGCUCCGACCAUCAGCAGCUGUGCUUCACAAAACCCCGGAACUGCAGCAGCCAAGUCCAGAAACAGCAACCCCUGAUGUUCACCCACCUCUUCAUCAGAAAGCCGAAAUUGCUUCCGAGAACACCUCAUCAUCAGCAGAGCCGCCGCCCUCGUCCUCAAUAAAGGCCAGACUUGGCCCAACGAAGUCCCUGCGAAGGCCGAAAAGCGCCGCUACUCUCAGCAGUGGCCCGCCUCCAUCAAGGGCGAAAAACGCCGCCGCUGCUGCUGCUGCUGCUGUCAGUCCCACCAAAUCCUCUGCAUUGCCACCACCACAACCACCACCAACAAGAACGUCUCCUACACUGUCAACAAAUACUGGAGGAGGUGUUCGGGAAAGGCCGAUCACAGCUGACUCCGCAUUGCGUUCGAAGACCGUUGGUGAGCAAGAGCCGAAGCAAGAGCAGGUGUUAAUUAGGCGACAGAAUCAGCCGAUCGCCUGGCAAUUCGCCAAGUUGCCUGCCAAUGACGGGGCCAACAGUCCGUAUGGCCUUUCAGCUCAACAACUGGAACAGCGCAAC
This is a messenger RNA of Notodromas monacha, 1691 nucleotides long. NCBI's taxonomy places the organism in Eukaryota, Metazoa, Arthropoda, Ostracoda, Podocopida, Cyprididae. The record is from the annotation of a GenBank genome assembly.